This is a messenger RNA of Nannospalax galili (Upper Galilee mountains blind mole rat), 2934 nucleotides long. RefSeq names its product coiled-coil domain containing 87 (gene Ccdc87). The transcript has a single exon. Lineage: Eukaryota; Metazoa; Chordata; Mammalia; Rodentia; Spalacidae. The record is from RefSeq and is a predicted model, not a curated record. Bases 1 to 2529 code for a protein of 842 amino acids.
AUGGAGUCCCAGAAUCAAGAGGCGGAGCUGCAGCGGCUUUACCACCGGCUGCUGAGCCCUCUGUCUCUGCUUCCCCGGAAAGUGACGCCCGCAGAGCCUCAGAAGAGCCGCACGCAGGAAGUUUCCACAUUGCAGUCCGUGCCCCUCGCCAAGUUGAAAGUGGGGCCGCUGUGUUGCCAGGUGUCCAAGCGGCUGGCGGGCAAAGGGCUGUCUGCGCGGGUGACGCGCCAGGACCGGCUCCAUCUCAUCCAGGUCAUCCUGGAUGAGCUGAAGUGCGGCUGGCGGGAACCCCCGGCGGAACCUGCUCUCAACUACGAGAACAACCAGAAGCUGCGGAAACGGCUGGAGACCUACGUGCUGAUCUGCAGCGAGCAGCUGUUCCUGCGCUACCUGCACCUGUUGGUCACCCUGCCGGCCUCCAGAAGGGUCUUCACCGAAUCGGCCACCCUCAGCCGCUUGGCCGCCAACCUUGCCAGGGAUUGCACGGUCUUCCUCACCGGUCCCGACGUCUACCGUUAUGUACUGGCGGAUUUUCAGACCCUGCAGAACUUCGAGCAGAUCCGUGGUGGCCUGUCCAAGGUGCGCCCCCCAGCCUGCCCUGCUGGGUCUUUCAAGCUCUGUCCCAUCUCCUGGCCUCACAGCACCGGCUUCGACCAAGUGCCAUGCUCUAGCCUUAACCUGAACUACCUGGUCCAACUCAGCCGCCCACAAGAUUUUUUCCUUGAGCCGGAACCGGAUCCAGUGAAGGAAUUGAACUCCAUCCCCCAGCUGAAGGGUAGAAAGCCUCUCCUCUUGCUUCCCUCCGCUAGAAAAGAGAAAGAAAUUGACUUGGGGCCCUCCCAGGUGAUGCCACAGCCUGGCCAGUCUGAGGCCACUCCCACUAGCCAGGCUUCCCUGGUACCCACUUUCCGGAUCUACUCCCAGCUCCAGAGGGGCCAGUCGGUACCCUGUCUGCGUGAGGGCUGGAAGCUGGCUGAUGAGCUGGGCUUUCCUCCACUCCCUCCUCACUCUCUCACUCCCCUGAUCUUGGCUCCAGAGAGACACCCCGAGCUGUACGGGGACACUGUGGCUGAGGAUCUGAAACAGAAGACAAAGAAUAUAGCAAUGGAAUGGACUCGCUACUCACCACUGGAGUCGGGCAUGCCCCCACUCCUGGGGGUCCUGACCCGCCGCCAAACUGCUGAGCGUCACAAGAAGGAGCUGCAGCAAAUGCUGAAGAUCCUGGAGGAGGAAGAAGCCUCUGGGCAGUGGGAUCUCCAGCCCUCCCGACCUUCCCCACUUCAUCCACAGCCAGUGACCAUUACUUUGAAGCUAAAAAAUCAGAUCAUGGUCCAGGUAGCCACCGUGCAGCUUUCUGAAAGAUACUUUUCAGACUCUUUCUAUGUUGAAGGGGCUGGAGUCCUGUACAACCACCUGACUGGUGAACUGGAUUCCAAAGUCACAGAAGAAAUGGAUGCUGAUCGACUCGUUGGCAAUAGCACUAAAGAGGUCUACAAAGAGCUGAUGAGCCAAGUCUCAACCAGCCACUUCCGCUUUGACCAAGGACCCUUGGUUGAGCCUUCAGCAGAUAAAGAUUGGUCUGCCUUCCUGUCCUCAGCUUAUUUAUACCAGGAUAAACAUACUCAAAUCAUCAACCCUGAUCUGGCAGGAUUUUACCCCAAGAGGACAAGCAGUCAGCAGUUGAACUCUGAAAAGAUGCCUUUACUUACAUUGCUCCAAAGGCACAGAAGUUGGGACAAGCAGCCAAAUAAGGCUGUGUGGAUGAACUGGUGGAAAAGCUCUGUAUCCACAGAAGACUACUUCAAGUUCCUCACCACUCAGGAGACAGAUUUCCUCCAUGUCAUUUUCCAGAUGUAUGAAGAAGAAACUCCUGUGGAUAUACCGGUCCCUGUCAAAGAACCGGUAGAGAUCCAGCAACCUCCUCCCCUACUAGAAGAUGAAGGGCCAGACUUUGUACCAGGAGAGUGGGAUUGGAACUCAGUGAUAGAGGACAGCUCAGAAGCUGAGAAAGCCCAGAUAGCCGGCCUGCAGCAACGUCUGGAACGACUGUGGCUUAUGUUGGAAGUCCCUGACAAGAGCCGGUCGGACAUGGUCACCAAAUAUAGCUCCAAUGCUCACCUGCAGCAGCUACCAGCCUUGCUCAGGGCCUGGGAGAGGGCCCUGAAGCCCAUUCAGAUGCGGGAGUUGUUGCUAGGGAGAUUGGAGUGGUUUGAACGACAGGCCUCCGACCCCAACCGCUUCUUCCAAAAGGACCUGGUCCUGAAUCGACUCCUAGAAGAGAAUCGGUUCCGUAGUUAUAUCCAAAGGAAGCUCAAUCGAAUUGAAUCUUCUUUGGUCUCCAUGCUGGAAAAGAUUGAGGCGGUCUUUGGGGAGCCAGUGACCUUCAGGGGGCGGAGCUACCUGGAGAAGAUAAAGCAGGACAGAGUGGAGAUGCUUUAUUGGCUCCAGCAGCAGCGGCGGGUUAACCAUCUGAUGCAGGCCCAAAGGACUUUCCAGCAGUCAUGGCUGUUCUCCAAGAACAGCAGCUAGCCCUUAAUAACUCCGGGGAAUAACCCCCCUACCCACUGAGCAAGCCAGGUGUCAGAAAUAUAAAUAUUUCUACAAGGGACUGAGGUUUCUUGGCUUAACAGUGGAGCUCUAAAAGAAUUCCCCAAGCCUAGUUAUUCCCAUUUGUGGCAAAGGCCUUGCCCAAUACAACCAAAAUCCUAUACCAAAAUACUGAAAUGGUCCCUUUUGAAGUUCACUGUAAUCAAGGUCAGACAGAGGCAAAUCAGGAUCUCCAGAACAAUCCAGUUUAACAUUCCUGUCAUGCUAAAUUAAAUUGUCUGAUUGGAGCCCCAAGUCACACUUGAUUAGGCACAAUGGCAUAAUUACUUAAGAGCCAGGGCUCUGGAAUUGGCAGCUGUGUGUUUAAAUCCUGCCCCUAUGAGCUAG